Myiozetetes cayanensis is the source of this 5229-nucleotide messenger RNA. RefSeq names its product solute carrier family 41 member 1 (gene SLC41A1). Gene Ontology annotation, cellular component: plasma membrane. The record is from RefSeq and is a predicted model, not a curated record. Bases 833 to 2362 code for a protein of 509 amino acids. The transcript has 10 exons. Gene Ontology annotation, molecular function: monoatomic cation transmembrane transporter activity. NCBI's taxonomy places the organism in Eukaryota, Metazoa, Chordata, Aves, Passeriformes, Tyrannidae. Gene Ontology annotation, biological process: monoatomic cation transport.
AAUGAAGGGGCUGUUGUGCUGCCGUGGAAUCCAACGGAGUAUCUGUUUCCCUCCCUUGUAUUUCAGGUGAAAGGCGAGUUCUUGGAAAGCCGCGUCAAAUCCAGGGCUGUCCGAAUGCCAGAGCCCACCCUGCAGCCUGCCCAGCUCAGUGAGCGACCUUAACUGGGGACCUGCUGUUGCUCUGAAUAAGAGCUGUGGUCGCCUUGUGCUGCUGGGUGAGAAAUUCUCCUGGAAGAGGAGGACGGCAGUGACACUUGGAGCCUGCUGGGAUUGCUGGCAGAGAGCGCAAGCCAGGCUGAAACAGAGCAAAAAAACCCACAGGAGACUUCAGACUGGAAUCCUGCAGGGACACAGUGCUGUUGGAGACAGCAAGAGAAGGUAGCAGAAAGAGCUUUUCCGUGUUGGAUCAUCUCUACAAGCCAGGUUUUCUCCCUGCCUUGGGUGCUCCAUCACAGCAGUCGCGCUGCGGGAAGAGAACCUGGAUAAAGAUGCACUAAAGUGUCAGACGUCAGAGAAGGAAAGCUUGGAUCCUGCCUUGGAGGCUGCUGUAGCAACACAGCACUGGAGAGGAGAACCAGAGGGAAUUAACUGGCCAUUGUCCCCAGUUCCUGCUCUCUCAGUGGCUGGUGUCCCCCGUGCCUGGACUUUGCUUGAUGGGGAUCUCUGCUGCAGGAGCAGGCUCUGCACUCCAAGGCAGGCGAGCAGGGGUAGGAGAGGUCACUCCUAGAUGCCGGAAAGGCCAUUUGUGUAAGCUCCUGGCAGAAGAUCUCCUCUGGAACAGCUGCUGGCUGUAGGCCCACCGAGCCAAGGGUCAGGAUAGCCUCUGAACAGCAUGUCUUCCAAGCCUGACAAGAAGGAGACCCACCAGGCCAACGGGGCUGUGCCUGUGGACCAUCUCAGCAGUGCGGCCCAGGGGCAGCUGGUGGAGCCCUCAGAUUUCCUGGGCCCUGCUGCAGUGGAAGCAGUGGUGCUGGAGUCCCGUGCCAACGCCAAAGGGGUGCGGGAGGACGAUGCCCUGCUGGAAAAUGGCAGCCAGAGCAAUGAAAGCGAUGACACCAGCACACACCAGAGUCCUGAGCCAGCCUCACCCCUCAAGGAGACCUCCUUUUCUAUCGGGCUGCAAGUCCUCUUCCCGUUCCUCCUGGCAGGCUUUGGGACAGUUGCUGCUGGAAUGGUGCUGGACAUUGUGCAGCACUGGGACGUCUUCAAAAACGUGACCAAUUUGUUUAUCUUAGUACCUGCACUGCUGGGCCUGAAGGGGAACCUGGAGAUGACUCUGGCAUCCCGCCUGUCCACUGCUGCUAAUAUUGGCCAAAUGGACACACCCAAAGAGUUCUGGAAGAUGAUAACAGGAAACAUGGCUCUGCUACUGGUUCAGGCCACCGUGGUUGGCUUCCUGGCCUCCAUCGCAGCCGUGGUGUUCGGAUGGAUCCCAGACGGGCACUUCAGCCUGUACCACGCUGUCCUGCUUUGUGCCAGCAGUGUGGCCACUGCCUUCGUUGCUUCCCUUUUUCUGGGAAUGAUUAUGAUUGGGGUCAUCAUCGGAUCCAGGAAGAUGGGGAUCAACCCUGAUAAUGUGGCCACACCGAUUGCUGCCAGCCUGGGGGAUCUCGUCACCCUGGCUCUGCUGUCAGGAAUCAGCUGUGGCUUGUACAAGGACCUGGAGAGCAAGUUCUACGUGAAUCCCCUGGUGUGCUCCUUGUUCUUGGCCCUGCUGCCCAUCUGGGUGUUCGUGGCCAGGAAGGAUUCUGCGACCUGGGAGGUGCUUUGUUCCAGCUGGGAGCCCGUCGUCAUCGCCAUGGCCAUCAGCAGCGUUGGGGGGUUGAUUUUGGACAGGACGGUGUCGGAUCCGAACUUUGCCGGCAUGGCUGUUUUCACUCCAGUGAUCAAUGGUGUGGGUGGCAACCUGGUGGCAGUGCAGGCCAGCCGCAUCUCCACCUACCUGCACAUGAGUGGGAUGCCUGGAGAGAGUUCCAAAACAGCCCCUUGGAAGUGCCCCAGCCCUUGCAGCACUUUCUGCAGCUCAGACGUGAACUCCCGCUCUGCCCGGGUGCUCUUCCUCCUGGUGGUGCCUGGGCACCUGGUUUUCCUCUACACCAUCAGCUCCAUGCAGGGGGGCCACACCACGCUCACCCUGAUCUUCGUGGUGUUCUACAUGACAGCUGCACUGCUCCAGGUUCUUAUUCUGCUCUACAUCGCUGACUGGAUGGUGCACUGGAUGUGGAACAGGGACCUCGACCCAGACAACUUCUCCAUCCCAUACCUGACAGCGCUGGGGGACCUCAUUGGGACAGGGCUGCUCGCUGUCAGCUUUCACAUCCUCUGGCUCAUCGGGGACCGGGACUCCGAUGUGGGGGAUUAGCUCUCCCUGCUCCCCCCUUCCCACACUUCUCCUCCUCCUUUCAUUCUUGUCGCUUCUUUUCCUCCCCCUUUACUCUUCUUUGCUUCCUCCCCACACCCUGUCUCUCUUGAGACUUCACCUUUAGUACUGGAUUCUCAUUAUUUUCAAUGGGAAUUUUAUGGGGUUUAUAUUCCAAGCCCAGUUUGUACAGAAAAAUCUCUCUAGUUUUAGGAAAGACAAAAAAAGACAAAAACAAAAGUGUAACGAGACAAUCACCAAGUGCAAUUUCGUAGGAGCUGUGUCUGAACCAAGGUUACAGUGAAGUUCCUGAUCAGUCAGAUCGUGCAAGGAGCCCACCCUGCCCCACUCACUCGAGGUCAAGGGCUGCUUUUUCGCUUCAUAAGCGUUUUAAAUCCUGGAGCUCAAGUUCAGGUUUAUUUGACUGAACUGGCACCUUCUAGCAAAGUACAACCUCACAGAGGAGGGCAUGGGACAUCUCCUGCCUUCUGUGCCCUGACACCCUCCUGCCUUGUGUUGGCUCUGAAGCUCCAGGGGGUUUCUGGGAGAGGGAUGAGUGAGGAAGGGUCCUGUGUGCCCACAGGGAAGUGAGUGAUCUUGGGAUUGAGGACUGCAGAGCCCCCAAGCCUGGCUGUGAGCAGGCUGGUCUCUGCUGGCAGAUUUAGUCUCCCUUUUGCCAACCAUCCAGCAGCACCUCAGACUGCUCGUUCUGCCUCUUGUGAGCUGAGUUCAGCUGCUCUGUGCUUCGUCCUAAGGGGUUGUGAGCUCUCCCCAUCCAUCAUCCCCCUGUCACCUGCCAGUGCUCCACUGGAGGAUCUGCUGGAGCCCUCGUGGAUGCUCUGUACAGCCUCCUUUGUGCUGCUGUGGGCACAGCACCGUUUUCAGGGCAGUCUGCUCAGUGCUGUUGACUUUCAGGAAGGGGUGGAUAGUAAAAUAGCUCCUAUUUUGUGUGUUCAGAUUUUCUUUCACUUGCUGAGUGCAGCUGGGAAGAAGCCACCCAGUGCCUCUCUCAGCUGAGCCUGAGGUGUUUCAAGCUGGUCAGCAUUAGUCUUUUGGUGCCUGUUAAGGAAGGACAUCCAUGUUCAGCCACAGGAUUCCUCUCCCUGCACAGGCACCAGCUGGAAAACAGGUCAGCAGGCACAGCUGGAUUUCUGGAGCCCUGGCUCUUGGUGCAGCUCUGACGGACGUGGCUGGAGCACAGGGUGUAAAAUCUGGGACUGGGGUGACAGCCCAACUUGGAAGUGCUGGCUGAGCACUGGGAGUGCAGGCUUUGCUUCUCUGAUUCUUCCUCUCAUGCUUUCUGUGCUGCUCAGCUCAGUGAUGGCUGAAAUUCCUUCCCUUCCCCUGUUUAGUCCGUGUAGGAAGGGCUCUCACACAGCCUGCAGUGACAUAGUGAGAGGAAAACCUGGCCAUCUGUGUGACUGAGGUGCUUGAAAUGACCCUCCUUUCAGCCUUCAACCCUCUUUAGUGCUCCCAUUUGGAUCAGAAUCAGUUCUGGAGGCUGAGGCAGUCCCCGUGAGCAGCUCUGACUGACUCGCACACUCACAGGCCCAGGGACAAACUAAAGAUGGAGCCUCUGUGCCCCUCUUUUAUAGGGUUUGGCUGCUGUGGCCACGCCCCCUGGGCGGGACAGCUGGUUCACUGACCACUCAGUGCUCUCCUAAGCCUGAGUGACGGUUGCCGUGGCCAAUCAGAUGCCCGGGCUGUGAGGUGUGGGCGGGCUCCCAGUCAGGCCUGAUUUGAUUGACAGCCAGGCCGCAUGGCACUGCCCUGAGGGCGCCAGGCGCCAUGAUGGGCACAGAGCAGAACCCAAAAUUUGGGCGUGGAUUUGGGGCUGUCUGCUUUGCCUCCUGCUUUAAACCCGUUCCUCCCACCACAGCACGACUAUCCUUAGCUGGUAUCACUUCCUCCUUUUGCCUAACUUCCAGAUUUCUCACACAAACCAGCGCUCGUCUCCUCCCUUUGGCUCUCUGGGAGGCAGCCCCAUUGUGGUGCUGGCAGCGCUGAUCUUCACCUGAGGUAACUGCAGGUGGGGACAUCUGUUUGUUACUCUGGGCAAUGCCGAGCUCUGCAAAGCGCUGCCUAAGUGGAGAUGGCUUUGCUCUUUAGGCAGGGAGCAAUUCCUUGGGGACAGUUCCUGCUUCUCCCAGAGGCCAGAGCCAAUGCACCUGGGGGAAAAGGUCAAGACCAAAGUCAGUCUGUGCCGUGUCCCGUGUGGGAGCAGCUCUGAUCCUCCUCUGUCCCCCCUGGUGACUUCUCACACAUCUCAUCUGGCCAAAGCUGUGCCCAAAAUAACCCCCAAAAAACCCAACCACAAACCAAACCCCAACUGUGCUGCUGUGCUGGGCUCUCAGCCUGGAGAAUUCUGGAACGUUCUCUGCCGCCCACCCGAUUUCUCCGCCUGAUGUUGAGGAAUAGAUACGAGACAUUAACACUUCAGCUUUUAUGUGUACAUAGAGAAGCUCUCCUGGUCUUUUAGGUGUCACAUCACUCUUCAGUUCCCCAGGAGAAGAGGAACAAUCUGCCACUCGUGGUCUCCCAUGCAGAGACCCCGAGGGGGUGGGAGCUGCUGGGCUGGGGGUCCCAAUGUUACAUAUGGUCUAAAGAUGUGUUUGGGGCAGGGAAGAAUCUAAUUUAAAACUGAGGAAUACUGAUGGAAAAACCUCUUCCCACUGGUUGCACUCAAAUGCAUGCCUACUCUACAGCUGCCUGCAGAUGAAAAAUCCUGGUCUAUUCUUUUAUUAAAGGAAAAAAAAAAAGACUGUCUUAAUUAUUUAUAGUUCCUAUAACUGACAGAUGUCAACUUAACUGAUAAAUUAUAUUUGGUUAAAUAAAGAUGACAUUUAUUUAUGUGGACUGUGGUGUGUUUC